ACAAAAUAAAAAGCGACAACCUUCACAGUAGUUGGGUUGGGGAAAGAAUAAUUGUCGAUCAUUUUCAUUUCAGAAAGGCGUCGCAUUCUUCCGCUGGUGGGAUCAAUCAAUCAAGCAGAGAGCUCUCCACUGAUAGAAAUGGCUGCGCUCCACGGCAAAUGGGUCAAGCAGCUCGAACAGGAAGGCAAAGGGCCAGGCGCACGCAGCUCCCACGCCGUCGCCCUAGUCGGCGACAAGGCCUACGCGUUCGGCGGCGAGUUCGCACCACGCGUCCCCGUGGACAAUCAGAUCUACGCCUUCGAUCUCAAAACCCUCACCUGGUCGGCUCCCCAAACCACCGGCGACGUGCCCCCGCCGCGAGUCGGGGUCACGAUGUCCGCCGUCGGCAAGAUGAUCUACGUCUUCGGCGGCAGGGACACCGAGCACAACGAGCUGAACGAGCUCUACGCCUUCGACACGGAAACCAACAAGUGGACCUUGCUCUCGACUGGAGACGCCGGGCCAGCCAACCGGAGCUACCACUCCACCGCGGCCGACGACCGCCACGUAUACGUCUUCGGUGGGUGCGGCGUCGACGGCCGGCUGAACGAUCUGUGGGGUUACGACGUGGUGGAGAAGAAGUGGGUCGGGUACCCGAGCCCGGGAGAGGGAUGCAAGGGGCGAGGCGGGCCUGGGCUCGCCGUGGCCCAAGGUAGGAUUUGGGUCGUGUAUGGGUUUGCAGGGAUGGAAGUGGACGACGUGCAUUGCUACGAUCCGGCCCAGAAGAAAUGGGCCCAUGUGGAUACCGCGGGAGAAAAGCCCACUGCGAGGAGUGUGUUCUCCACUCUUGGGAUUGGGAAGCACAUAGUGAUCUAUGGAGGGGAAGUUGAUCCUAGCGACUUGGGGCAUAUGGGCGCCGGGAUGUUCGCCGGAGAUGCUUACGCAUUGGACACCGAGACGCUGUCGUGGAAGCGGCUGGACGAUGGCGGCGGUAGCGAGAGCCAUCCGGGUCCGCGGGGAUGGUGCGCUUUCGCCGGCGGGGAGAUGAACGGAGAGAAAGGGUUGUUGGUGUAUGGUGGGAAUUCGCCUAGCAAUGAUAGGCUUGGUGACAUGUACUUCUUCACUCCUUCCUCGGAGGUUAUUGGUGUGUAGUUUUUACUCGAAGUGUGGUGGUGAUUAUGAGUGUUUUGGAGCUUUGAAAAGGGGAGUUUGUGAAAAAGGAGUGUGGAAUAAUGAAUAAAAAUCCCUUUUGUGGAGUGUUUGUGUAGGUGAAGAACAAUGUAACUGAUUGUGUGAUGUUUAAUGUGUGGUGUAGUUCGUGUUGAAUCUGCUACUUCUUCACUUCUGUCGAUUACGAAUCAUCAUAGCGAGUUGAGUUUGUGAGUGGUUACAUUUACGUACCAAACAAGAUCGAAUUUGCUCCGAUAUAGAUGAUAAUGAGAUCAGGGUUGUUCGA
Messenger RNA from Linum tenue, 1435 nucleotides. Lineage: Eukaryota; Viridiplantae; Streptophyta; Magnoliopsida; Malpighiales; Linaceae. The record is from the annotation of a GenBank genome assembly.